Gymnogyps californianus (California condor) is the source of this 2100-nucleotide messenger RNA. It is a transcript of the gene SLC27A4, whose product is annotated as solute carrier family 27 member 4. Gene Ontology annotation, molecular function: long-chain fatty acid transmembrane transporter activity; long-chain fatty acid-CoA ligase activity. Gene Ontology annotation, biological process: long-chain fatty acid import into cell; medium-chain fatty acid transport; response to nutrient. The transcript is spliced from 13 exons. The record is from RefSeq and is a predicted model, not a curated record. Bases 24 to 1958 code for a protein of 644 amino acids. Gene Ontology annotation, cellular component: microvillus; plasma membrane; endoplasmic reticulum membrane. NCBI's taxonomy places the organism in Eukaryota, Metazoa, Chordata, Aves, Accipitriformes, Cathartidae.
AGCGGACGCCCCGGAGCCCGGCCAUGAUGCUGCGUCUGGCUGCUUUUGCAGCGCUGCUGCUGUUCUUCAGGGUCAGUCUGGAGCUGUCCUGGGCCCAGGCCAUCCCCGCUCUCUUCAUCUUCUACCUGGGAUCCGGCGGAUGGGACUUCUUCCUCAUAUUCAUCAAGACAAUACGAAGGGAUGUCACCACGGGGCUGGUCCUGUUGCGGGUGAAGUGCCAGGUAUGGAGGCACGUGAGGGAGAAGAACACAAUCGCCAAGAUCUUCCAGAAGACCGCGAGCAAGUAUCCAGAGAAGACAGCGCUGAUCUUCCAAGGCACGGGCGAGAGCUGGACCUUCCAGCAGCUGGAUGAGUACUCCAACCGGGUGGCCAAUUUUUUCCACGGCCAAGGCUUCCGCUCUGGUGACGUGGUGGCUCUUUUCAUGGAGUCCCGCAAUCAGUACGUGGGGCUGUGGCUCGGCUUGGCCAAGAUUGGGGUGGAGACCGCCCUCGUGAAUUCCCACCUGCGCAUGGAGGCCUUGCUGCACUGCAUCACCAUCUCCAACUCCAAGGCUGUGGUUUUUGGGGUGGAGAUGAUGGAAGCAAUGCAGGAAGUGCAGCCCUCCCUGGAGAAAUCUAUCCAUCUCUUCUGGUCCGGGGAAGGAAGCCCCGAGUCCGUGCUUCCUGGUGCAAAACACCUGGACCCCCUCCUGCAGAUGGCCCAGCGGCACCAGCCAGCCCCCCCUGAUAAGGGCUUUCUUGAUAAACUCUUCUACAUCUACACCUCUGGCACGACGGGGCUGCCCAAGGCUGCCAUUGUGGUGAACUGCCGGUACUUCCGCAUGUCCAGCUUAGUUUUUUACGGUUUUCGCAUGAGGCCUGACGAUGUGAUGUACAACUGCCUCCCGCUCUACCAUGCUGCAGGGAACAUCGUGGGGGUCGGGCAGUGCCUGCUGCAGGGCAUGACGAUUGUCAUCCGCAAGAAGUUCUCGGCCUCGCACUUUUGGGAGGACUGCGUGAAAUACAACUGCACGAUUGUGCAGUACAUCGGGGAGAUCUGCCGCUAUUUGCUGAACCAGCCGUACCAGGAGGUGGAGCGGCAGCACCGGGUGCGCAUGGCGCUGGGCAACGGGCUGCGUGCCUCCAUCUGGCGGGAGUUCAUGGCCCGCUUCAGCAUCGCCCAGGUGGCCGAGUUCUACGGGGCCACCGAGUGCAACUGCAGCCUGGGAAACUUUGAUAACAACGUUGGGUCGUGCGGCUUCAACAGCAGGAUCCUACCAGGUGUGUACCCCAUCGGCUUGGUGAAGGUGGAUGAAGACACCAUGGAGCUGAUCCGGGGGCCGGAUGGUGUCUGUAUCUGCUGCAAACCAGGGGAGCCAGGGCAGCUGGUGGGCCGCAUUGUCAAGAGCAACCCCUUGCAGCACUUUGACGGCUACCUGAAUCAAUCAGCCACCAACAAGAAAAUCGCCAGGGAUGUGUUUACAAAAGGGGACAGUGCCUAUCUCACAGGGGAUGUCCUGGUGAUGGACAAAUAUGGCUACAUGUACUUCCGGGACCGCACCGGGGACACGUUCCGCUGGAAGGGGGAGAAUGUCUCCACCACAGAGGUGGAAGGGACGCUGAGCCGCAUCCUCAACCUGAUGGACGUGGUGGUUUAUGGGGUGGAGAUCCCAGGGAUUGAAGGGAAGGCAGGAAUGGCAGCCAUCGCUGACCCAGAGAACUCCUGUGACCUAGAAAGCUUUGCUAGCGAGCUGAAAAAGGCCCUGCCGCUGUAUGCACGUCCCGUCUUCCUGCGGUUCCUGGACGAAGUCUCCAAGACAAGCACUUACAAGUUCCAGAAGAUGGAGCUGCGGAAGCAGGGCUUCGACCCCACGCUGGUGAAGGACAGGUUGUAUUUCCUGGACUCCAGGCAAGGCUGCUACCUGCCGCUGGACCAGGCAGCGUUCAGCAGGAUCCAAUCGGGACAGCAGAAGCUGUAACUGGUGGGGGUCAAGCAAGGCACCUCUCCGAAUCCUGCUGGGGAAAGGGGGGCAAGGCAGGCACUGGGGAGGAAAAGGUUCAAGGAGCGAUAUAAAGGCACACUAGAGAUUUUAUUUGAUGAGUUUUACAGAUAAUGGUUUG